This is a messenger RNA of Drosophila eugracilis, 1871 nucleotides long. RefSeq names its product exonuclease 3'-5' domain-containing protein 2 (gene Exd2). Lineage: Eukaryota; Metazoa; Arthropoda; Insecta; Diptera; Drosophilidae. The record is from RefSeq and is a predicted model, not a curated record. Gene Ontology annotation, molecular function: 3'-5' exonuclease activity; nucleic acid binding. The transcript has 3 exons. Gene Ontology annotation, cellular component: nucleus; cytoplasm. The coding region runs from base 40 to 1791 and encodes 583 amino acids. Gene Ontology annotation, biological process: nucleobase-containing compound metabolic process.
AGCCCCUAUAUUCAGCUGUUUUCAUUCGAAAGCAAAACAAUGAGCCAGGAAUCUGGAGUCGCCAGUACUAGAAAAUGGGCGGUUUUGGCCGCUGGAGUGGGCUUAGUCUAUGUUUUGGUGCGGAACAGACAGACGCUGCUGGGUCCCCUGCGUCGAGUCUGGACUUCCGGCGGUCUUCUGCCCCAACGUCAAAUAGAAGUGAUAAACUCCGUUCAGGAUCCUGCCACGCAAUGGGUUUUGAAUGAACUAAAGAAACACUGUCAGAAUUUUAAAGUCCUUGGAUUUGACUGCGAAUGGAUUACAGUAGGGGGAAGUCGGAGGCCAGUGGCCCUUCUUCAACUAAGUUCGCAUCAGGGAUUGUGUGCCCUAUUCCGUCUUUGUCAUAUGAAACAAAUACCUAAAGAUCUAAGAGAGCUUCUUGAAGAUGAUUCCGUGAUCAAAGUGGGCGUGGCACCACAAGAAGAUGCCAUGAAGCUUUCGCAUGACUAUGGAGUGGGCGUCGCUAGUACUCUGGAUCUUCGGUUUCUGUGCGUUAUGGCUGGCCACAAGCCGGAAGGAUUGGGCAAGCUAUCCGAUACACAUCUCAACUAUAAGCUGGACAAACACUGGCGCCUAGUCUGCUCCAAUUGGGAAGCCAAGCAACUGGAACCUAAACAGCUAAACUAUGCUGCCAAUGAUGCCCUGGUGGCCGUGGCCAUUUACCGGAAGCUGUGCAGGGAUCUGGAACCCAAAUACUUUUGGCAACGAUGCGCACCGGAUGAUACAAGUCUGCGAAAUAAAUUCGAGCCAUUCCUGGACGUCGACUUUACAAAAGGAUUCACACUCAACCCGACCGGAAGUGGAAUGACUCGCUCGAAGGGUUCUGCACAGCCCCAAGGCAAAAAGUGGAUGCUCAAAAAACAACCUUACCGGCAAAUGGCCACCAGGUCCAAAGACUUUUACGACAACUGCCUGCUCCAAGCGCCCGAUGGCGAACUUCUUUGCACCAUCGACAGACGCAAGGCUUCCUGGUAUAUCAAUCAAAAUCUCGGGACACAAAUUAGUGAGGAACCCUUUACCGUGCGACUUAAUUUCGAACCUGCGGGACGAGCCGUGGGCGAUGUUGGUCGCUACUACCAAACACCUAAGGAAAACCAGUGCGUUGUGUGUGGCGAACGAGAUGCCUACAUCCGGAAAAAUGUAGUUCCGAGGGAGUACAGAAAGCAUUUUCCGAUGGUCAUGAAGUCCCACACCUCCCACGACGUGCUGCUUCUUUGUCCCACCUGCCACCAGUUGAGCAACAUUUCGGAUCUAAGAGUGCGCAACAAACUAGCCACCCAGUGCCAAGCACCUUUCAAACGCGAAGAUGGAUCAGUCAAGUACCACGAUGAUCCGGAGCUGAAGCGCGUUCAAUCUGCAGGAAAGGCCCUACUCCACCAUGGCGCAAAGAUACCCGCUCCUAAAGUAGCGGAAAUGCAGAAAACACUCCUCGAAUACUACACUGAGCAAUCUGAGGUAACGGAAGAUCUCCUUCGUCAGGCAGCUAGUGUAGAAUACCGCAUUGAGAACUCCGACUAUUGCCAGCACGGGGAGCGGGUGGUACAGCAGUAUCGCGAAAAAUUCGGUGGUCUUGUGGAACUGGAACGUUUGUGGCGAGAGCAUUUUCUGCACACUAUGCAACCCCAAUUCCUUCCCGAACUCUGGAACGUCAACCACAAUGCUGACCGAUUGGAGGUCCGAGCCAGCGAGGGACGCGUGGAUAAAGCAGAUCUUCUAGUAGCCGGAUUGGAUGCGAAAGUUAAAAUCAUAUGAUGCAGGGUAUAUCUGAGUUUGCCGCCGGCUUUGUACGUUUUAUAUUUAAAUUUCAAUAAUAAACUAAAAUUUGAUUUGUG